UCAAAAGCAGUACAACUGGGAUACAUAAAAACCAUGAAAAGCCAAUUGGUAGGAUUUCUUAUGAACUUUUGGAUUGCUUUUUCACUUGCUUUAUAUUUUCACAGUGGAGAAAGAGAAGAGAAAUGCAUAAUCGAAGAUGUUCCCAGUGACACAUUGGUAAUUGGGAACUACAAAGUACAACGCUGGGAUAUACAUAAACAAGACUUUCUUGAAUCUGCUCCUGGUUUGGGAAUGUUUGUGACUGUCACCACUCCUUCUGCUGAGGUACUAUUGUCAAAACUGUAUGGGCCACAAGGAACAUUUUCUUUUACAUCCUAUCUAUCUGGGGAGCAUAUUAUCUGUUUACAGUCUAACUCCACAAGAUUUGUGGCAUUUGCAGGAAGUAAACUGCGUAUCCAUUUGGACAUUAGAGUUGGAGAACAUUUUUUGGAUGAAUCUGUUGUUCAAGCCAAAGACACAGUGAAUCAAGUUACUGUCAGACUAGAACAUCUAAUUGAGCAAAUUUAUCACAUAUCCAAAGAACAAAACUAUGAAAGAGAGCGUGAAGAAAAAUUUCGGAAGACAAGUGAAGAAACCAACAGCAAUAUUUUGUGGUGGGCUAUUGUACAAACACUAAUCCUCAUCUCCAUUGGAAUCUGGCAAAUCAAAUCUCUUAGAGAUUUCUUUAUAUCUAAGAAGCUUGUUUAAGCCUUAUAAAGUAAAUGCACAGUUUUGAAAAUUGCAUACCAUAUAACACCUAACAUCCAAAGAAACCCUGUGUCUAUGAGAAAAUUUGUUGUAUAUAAGUGUCAAGCUUCUCUCAUCAUCUGCUUUGGUUCUUUAACUCUGGUUUCCCCAUCUGUGUCACAGGCCCUGGAAUCCCCUUACAUUUUACUCCUCAAAUCCCAUUUUUAUACAUUUCUUUUCCUCUGCAAAUGUAAAGCUAAAUCUAGAAGAAGGGUUCAAUGACAACAAAGAGAGAGAAAAAUAAAAGCCAAGUGAUGCAAAUGAAACAAUUGUUCACCACCAACUGAGUGAUGCCCAGCCAGUCCCCAAGCAGUGGCCCCCCUGCCAACCUACACCCUAGUUUUAUUGCUGAGCUUGACAUCAUAUCGUAUGGAAUAUUCUUUUGGUCAGUUGGGGUCAGCUGUCCCAGCCAUGUCCCCUCGCACCUAUUUGUGCACUUCUACCUUACUCACUGGUGGGGCCAUGUGAGGAGUAGAACAGGCCUUGAUGCUGUGUAAGCCAUGCUCAGCAGGAACUAAAACAUGUCUGUGUUAUCAACACU
Messenger RNA from Phalacrocorax carbo (great cormorant), 1267 nucleotides. The record is from RefSeq and is a predicted model, not a curated record. Lineage: Eukaryota; Metazoa; Chordata; Aves; Suliformes; Phalacrocoracidae.